CACAGUGCCAUAGCGGAGCGGGCUGGUAGUGCCGCUGUGGUUGACGCUUGGGUGGGAGACCGGAAAACUCGCUAAGCCGAAACCCAAGAAAUGGCAGCAAUCCGUAAAAAACUGGUCAUAGUUGGCGACGGAGCGUGUGGAAAGACGUGUCUUCUAAUCGUCUUCAGUAAGGACCAGUUUCCCGAGGUCUACGUGCCCACAGUGUUUGAAAACUACGUAGCUGACAUCGAGGUUGACAGCAAACAAGUUGAGCUCGCCCUGUGGGACACAGCCGGUCAGGAGGACUACGAUCGGCUCCGGCCGCUCUCCUACCCAGAUACGGAUGUCAUCCUGAUGUGCUUCUCUAUCGAUAGCCCAGACAGUCUUGAGAACAUUCCAGAGAAAUGGACUCCAGAGGUGAAGCACUUCUGCCCCAACGUUCCCAUCAUCCUGGUGGGCAACAAAAAGGACCUGCGUAACGACGACCACACCCGCCGUGAGCUGGCCAAGAUGAAGCAGGAGCCAGUCAAGCCAGAGGAAGGCAGAGAUAUGGCCAACCGAAUCUAUGCCUUCGGAUACAUGGAGUGCUCUGCCAAGACAAAGGAUGGCGUGAGGGAUGUAUUUGAAAUGGCCACCAGGGCUGCGCUGCAGGCCAGAAAGGGCAAGAAAGGCACUAAAUGCCUCAUACUGUAAAUGGACAGGACUCUGCUCAUUCUGAGGGGGUGGGUGGAGCCAUAUCCAGGCCCCACCCUUUCCUCAGCCUGCCUGGAAUGACUGUGCUCACCCGUGAACCGCUUUUUAUUUUACACCUUUUAAACUAAAGCAGUCCAAAUUAGUUUUUUUGUCAGUAUUUAAAGAUGCGGAUAAGGAGCGACGCUGAUUUAUUGUACCUUUUACACAUGAUUGAUUUUGCCAUAUUAAGUCAUACCAAGCCAGUGGUAAGAGGGGUCUCUCUAUCAGUUGACACUUGUCUUCUAAGCUGUGUAUAUCAGUGCAUUGUCAUCCACUGUGACCAAAAGCCCAUGCAGUUAUUUCGGAUUACAAAUAUGCAAUGAAGAUGAAAAAGAUGAUCAGGACCAAUGUGCAAUACAGGAAAGACGCAUGGUUUGUGUUUUUUUCUGGAAUGCAUACACUUGGACAAGACUUGAAUCUUUUUUUUUUUUCUUUCAAAACAAACAGAAACCUAAUUUGGUAUCUUUGUGUAUUAAACAAAAACUUUUUAUUAAGCUUGUGUUUUGUAUGGAGUUCCUCUUUCAACUGCGUUUAAGGGGUAUCAGUCUGGGUUCUAUAGGGAUAGUAUAAAAAAUGUCUGAUAUGUAACAGUAAGAAAAGCUUUGGCUUUUAUUUAUUUUUAAAAAAAUCAAAAGCACUGCUGAGAAUCAUGUUUUACAUUCCCAAGACCACAAGGAGUAGUGAACCACUCAGAUCUUGUAUUAUGACAGAAAUACACACAUUAAAUCUGCAGGAGGUUCACUUGUCACACUGGAAAUAAAGAUGUCUGAACCUUAAA
Messenger RNA from Electrophorus electricus (electric eel), 1489 nucleotides. RefSeq names its product transforming protein RhoA. Gene Ontology annotation, molecular function: GTP binding; GTPase activity. Gene Ontology annotation, biological process: small GTPase-mediated signal transduction. Lineage: Eukaryota; Metazoa; Chordata; Actinopteri; Gymnotiformes; Gymnotidae. The record is from RefSeq and is a predicted model, not a curated record.